AUGCACGCAUCCGCGUGCUUUGAGGACGAUGCGAGAGUACUCGGGACGCUCUUUGCAGACACUAGUGACCCGGUUUUUGUCUUAAAUUGCUGCAGGUUUUGUAGCGUCGACGCCUUGACGGAGGGGUUUGAAGUGAUUGUUCUUUUCUUCGUUGCCAUACUUUUUUCUGUCUGCCUGCCCUGUGCGUGCUGCUCACUUUGGCGUAAGCCGGCGCUUCGUGCUGUCUCUCGCUAUCUUAAGAUGUGCGAGAUGCUGCUGGAGGCCGAAGGACAAGACAUGUGCCUGAAACCGCAAGCUUGUCCUCGCGAUGAGGGGGCAAAUUCUGGAAAGGAUGCUACUCAACAUCUCUCCAUUCUGCCUGUUGGCUGUUCGCUAAACGGCAUUUUGAAUCAUGGCGUACGCCAUCUUGCGGUCAUCAUGGAUGGAAACCGUCGGUUUGGCGAACUCACUUCACUGAGUACCGUGUCUGUCGAUGCUGUGACAAAACUGUGCGAUUCUAUUCUUGAGGAAAAAAACCCACCGGAGUCAAGUGUUGAGAGGUGCUCGGCCCUCGUUUCACUUCUUCGCCACACCACGUUAGAUGGACAUCGCUGUGGCGGUGAGAAACUUAUUGAGUUCAUUGAUAACUGUCUGGAGUUCAACAUUCAGAUGCUUACAGUGUAUGCUUUUUCCACUGAGAACUGGGAGAGAUCAGCGCUUGAGGUGAAUGUACUGAUGGCGUUGUUUUACUUCUUUUUUGAGCGCGUACGGAGUUCUGCGAGGGAAAAGGGGAUUUUUAUUCGAUUUAUUUCCCCAGCCUUUGAAAGGAUUCCGAUUUCUCUGCGAAAACUCAUGCUACUGGUGGAGGAAGAGUCUCGUGGACACCGUCCCCGUCGUAUUGUUGUCAAUGUAUGCGUUAGCUAUAGUGGGCGGGAAGAAGUUCUUGAGGCCUGCAAUCGGCUGCUGCGGCGAGUGGACAAGUCCAUUCCAAUAUCAAAUGCGGAGUUCAUGAGCCAUAUGCUUCGCAGCAUCACUCAAGAGGGGCACGAGGCGGAAGAUGCUACAGUUCUAGCGGAUGGUGGCGGGGCGGAGCCGCAGGUUUUGCUGCGCACCAGUGGGGAGCAGCGGUUGAGCAAUUUCAUGCUGUAUGAGUGCGCCUACACGGAGUUCUUUUUUACAAAAAAGACUUGGCCAGAAAUUGGCAGAGAGGAUUUUAUUCGGCUUCUCUGCGACUUUAGCCAGCGUGGUAGACGCCACGGGAGGUGA
Molecule: messenger RNA, 1245 nt
Organism: Trypanosoma cruzi
Lineage: Eukaryota; Euglenozoa; Kinetoplastea; Trypanosomatida; Trypanosomatidae
Product: cis-prenyltransferase, putative
Exons: 1
Coding region: 1-1245 (414 amino acids)
Biological process (GO): polyprenol biosynthetic process
Cellular component (GO): endoplasmic reticulum
Source: RefSeq, a predicted model, not a curated record